Messenger RNA from Klebsormidium nitens, 1879 nucleotides. Lineage: Eukaryota; Viridiplantae; Streptophyta; Klebsormidiophyceae; Klebsormidiales; Klebsormidiaceae. The record is from the annotation of a GenBank genome assembly.
AUGGCGGAUCUACCCAGCCUUGCAUUCAUCAACUUCUUCGGGCCGCUUGGUACUGGUCUUCUUUCUUCAGACAUGGCAACCAUCAAGGCUAUCAAGGCUCGCCAGAUCUAUGAUUCCAGGGGCAACCCCACUGUUGAGGCUGAUGUCCACCUUUCGGAUGGCGCCUUCUACAGAGCCGCUGUGCCAAGUGGUGCAUCCACAGGCGUGUAUGAGGCGCUUGAGCUGCGCGAUGGCGGCUCUGACUGGAUGGGGAAGGGCGUGACUAAGGCGGUCUCCAACGUGAAUGACAUCAUCGCCCCCGCCCUGGUUGGCAAGGACCCUGUCAAGCAGCAGGAGAUUGAUGACUUCAUGGUGCAGGAGCUGGACGGAACCACCAACGAGUGGGGCUGGUGCAAGCAGAAGUUGGGUGCUAAUGCCAUCCUAGCUGUGUCUUUGGCUAUUGCUAAGGCCGGCGCUGGAGUGAAGAAGGUGCCACUGUACCAGCACCUGGCCGACCUGGCGGGCAACAAGCAGCUCGUCCUCCCGGUGCCCGCUUUCAACGUCAUCAACGGAGGCUCCCAUGCAGGAAACAAGCUGGCAAUGCAGGAGUUCAUGAUCCUGCCUAUCGGCGCUUCCUCCUUCAAGGAAGCCAUGAAGAUCGGGUCCGAGAUCUACCACAACCUGAAGUCUGUGAUCAAGAAGGCGUACGGGCAGGACGCGACCAACGUGGGCGACGAGGGCGGCUUCGCGCCCAAUAUCCAGGACAACAAGGAGGGCCUGGAGCUGCUCAAGACGGCCAUCGCCAAGGCCGGCUACACGGGCCUGGUCGAGAUCGGCAUGGAUGUCGCCGCCUCCGAGUUCUACGACGACAAGACCAAGCAGUACGACCUCAACUUCAAGGAGGAGAACAACGACGGCAGCAAGAAGCUGUCGGGCGACGCGCUGAUCGAUCUGUACAAGUCGUUCGUGGAUGAGUACCCCAUCUGCUCCAUCGAGGACCCCUUCGACCAGGACGACUUUGCGCACUACACCAAGUUCACGGCAGCCAUCGGGGAGAAGGUCCAGAUUGUGGGUGAUGACCUCCUGGUCACUAACCCCAAGCGCGUGGCCAAGGGCAUCGACGAGAAGAUGUGCAACGCGCUGCUGCUCAAGGUGAACCAGAUCGGCACGGUCACGGAGAGCAUCGAGGCCGUCAAGAUGUCCAAGAAGGCCGGCUGGGGCGUCAUGACCAGCCACCGCAGCGGAGAGACCGAGGACUCGUUCAUCGCGGACCUCGCCGUCGGUCUCGCCACCGGCCAGAUCAAGACCGGGGCCCCUUGCCGGUCUGAGCGCCUGUCAAAGUACAACCAGCUUUUGCGCAUUGAGGAGGAGUUGGGAGACAAGGCCGUGUAUGCAGGAAAGAGCUUCAGGGCACCCGUGGAGCCGUACUAGCUCUGAUAUCUAUGUCCGAGAGCAAGGCUUCAGGGUUUGCAGUUUUUGGCACGCCCGAUGAUAAUGACCAAGUUGUCCACUGUGUGACCUGUAUCUAGGGUGACAGUGAUAAUAUGGCAGCGUGAUUUUACAGACGGCCGGCAGCUGCUAGGAGCAUGUUGCUAGUUAGCUAAAAUGGGUACAGACGAUGCGCAGUAGUGUGCAUCGACUCCUUGAGGUUUUGUUCCCAUCUAUACCCAGGACUUCAGACGGUCGGAUCAUGACACCUUGCCUGUACGGGGUCCUUUACUUGGCAUGUUGGAGCUAAGUUGCUGCAAUACUCGUUCGACCAGUCAGAUCGAAACGUUGUACGUUGGCCGGAUGGACCAGCCUGGCUGUAGGUGAUGCAGACACUGACAUGGUACGCGGCGUGGUCAUAUGAUAUCCAUCAUGCAGUGUAUAGACUGACGUUCCUUACCGUACAUCACAG